CCAAAAAUAACACUCACUUAUGCACAAACAUUUGAUGGAUUCAUAGCAUUGCCAGGUCAGCAACUUGCCAUAUCCAGUCCUCAAUCCAUGGUGCUCACUCAUGCUUUGCGGGCAACUCAUGAUGCCAUACUAGUGGGAGUUCAAACCAUCAUCUGCGACAAUCCAUCCUUAUCAACACGUUUUGUAGAUUAUGGCCCACCACCAGAUCGUAUAACACCACCCUCUCAACCUCGUCCAGUCAUUCUUGAUUCGCAUUUAAGAUGCCCUCUCAAUGCAAAAGUACUUUCCAGAAAUCCAUUUAUAUUUACGACUACCACACCAUCUACACAUUCCAAUUCAUGGGAUGCGCUUAUACAAGCUGGUGCGCAACCUAUCACUAUAAACUCAGAUUCAACUCAUCGUGUAGAUAUUGUGUCCGCAUUAGAGUACUUGCAUUCUCAUAAUAUUCAUUCAGUUAUGAUCGAGGGAGGAUCUCAAGUCAUUAAAGAGUGCUUAUCAAAUCCAAUGCUGCCCAUUCACUCGCUUAUUGUAACGGUUUCACCCAUGUUUUUAGGU
Batrachochytrium dendrobatidis JAM81 is the source of this 555-nucleotide messenger RNA. RefSeq names its product 2,5-diamino-6-(ribosylamino)-4(3H)-pyrimidinone 5'-phosphate reductase. The annotation marks the transcript as partial. Gene Ontology annotation, molecular function: 5-amino-6-(5-phosphoribosylamino)uracil reductase activity. The record is from RefSeq and is a predicted model, not a curated record. Lineage: Eukaryota; Fungi; Chytridiomycota; Chytridiomycetes; Rhizophydiales. Gene Ontology annotation, biological process: riboflavin biosynthetic process. The transcript has a single exon.